CGACGAACAGCUUCAGUGGAACUUUACGCUGUCAUAGGAAAAUGCCGCAUCUAAAUGGUGUGUCACAAGAGCCAAGACAUACAUUGCUACAUAUAGAAGAUUCACAAAGAUGAGUGGCACGACUCGAAGUGGUGAUUCUCUAAGCGAACGGCGACAGAAAGUGAUAUGUGCAUAGCCUUGCGCGGCGGGAUGCUCAGUGAAUGUGCCGAGUUCGGACCGACGUACAUGUGUCUGCAACGUCUGGUAUCCCAGCGUGUGUCCGUGCCUUUGCGGCCGCCGUCUCACGGAAUCGCGCAAUCCAGACUCCGGACUUAUACAUGAAUCCAAAUGGCGCCCCUCAACAAUAUUGCUGUGUUAUUGCCACGCAGAUUUAGCUCAGAUGAUGUCGGAGGGCUUUGCGUUUCCUCUGCUGUUGGCGCCACCUCUCAUGUUCCUGGGCCCGGCUACUUUAAGAAUCGGGACUGAGAUAUAAGAACGUUGCCUUAUUAUGUGCCAUUUCCGCAAAACUGCUUUAUAACUCCAAAUUCAGAAUGCUAUUGCUUUAGUUCAUGCGAGUAUAACGGGCCAGCCCCUCGUGCCGACUUGCGACACCCUAAGGCGGCGAGCGUUACUACGCUUUCGAUAGUCUCUAGCAGUGUUUCACUCUUAUAGAUAGAAAGCUAUCUGGUUAUUCUUGUCGCUGGCACUCUAGAAAGCAUGGUAUUACUAGUGUGCAAUGUCGACCGAUGGUAGUAUAAAUCUAAGAGGAAGAAACGCUUGAAGGCGUAGUGAUACUAUGGCUCCCGUUAAUUCUGCAAUACUUUACCUCACGGCGUUGGCUGUAGCGGCAAGUACUCAAGCUCGAACGUUUACCGUGAAGAAUAAAUGUAGUUACACAGUCUGGCCAGCGAUCUACACUGACAAGAGCUCUCCCGUCAAGCCAGACCAUCCGACAGGGUGGGAAGCCAAGGCGGGCUCAGAAGUGAGCUUCAACGUUCCCGAUGGUUGGAAGUCGGGACGCAUUUGGGGCCGUAAGGAUUGUGACUUUAGCAAGAACCCUGGACCCAAUUCAUGCCCGGCCGGUGGUUGCAAUGGCGGACUUGAGUGUGAUGCGAGUACUGGUACAGGUGUGCCACCUGCUUCUCUGGCGGAAUGGACUCUCAAUGGUGAUGGUCUGGACUGGUAUGAUGUCUCUCUCGUUGAUGGCUUCAACCUUCCGAUCAGUAUUACGAACAACAAGGGAUGCCCUCUCUCGGAUUGCCCGAAAGACCUUGCCCCAGAUUGUCCUUCUCAGCUCAAGAAAAAUGGUGGAUGCCUUAGCGCAUGCGCUGCAAACUUAGACGGUCAUCCACAGGACUCUGCGAACUGCUGCUCGGGUAGCCACAACACUGCAGCCACGUGUCCUUCAAAGGGUGUCCAGUUCUAUUCGUACUUCAAGCAAGGAUGCCCUAACUCAUACGUCUACGCUUAUGACGAAGGGAGUGGCACUGCGCUCCGCAACUGCUCGUCUUCGUUGUCCGCUGACUACACUUUGACAUUCUGCCCCUAAAGGUAGCAAUCGUGUUUCCGGCUUCAUGUUAUUUUUUAAGCCUUUGGAUUUGUCGGACAAUGAUAGAUACGCCUAGAAUAGAUAAUGCGUUGCAUACUGUACACAUUAAUAGAGAUAUUAAUAGAGAAUAUAGC
This is a messenger RNA of Fomitiporia mediterranea MF3/22, 1662 nucleotides long. RefSeq names its product thaumatin-like protein. The record is from RefSeq and is a predicted model, not a curated record. Gene Ontology annotation, cellular component: extracellular region. The transcript has 12 exons. Bases 776 to 1528 code for a protein of 250 amino acids. Gene Ontology annotation, biological process: defense response. Lineage: Eukaryota; Fungi; Basidiomycota; Agaricomycetes; Hymenochaetales; Hymenochaetaceae.